UUGACGGACGCUGAAAUCGUCGAGAAAACCGAACUUCUAACUCAGGUCAGUCAGUUGCUCCAUCAUCACUUCGUGUCUUUCGUUCAUCAGCCACUUGAGAGCAGGCACAGUUGUUCGUGA
Anisakis simplex (herring worm) is the source of this 120-nucleotide messenger RNA. The record is from the annotation of a GenBank genome assembly. NCBI's taxonomy places the organism in Eukaryota, Metazoa, Nematoda, Chromadorea, Rhabditida, Anisakidae.